AUGAUGUUUAAUACAACAAACUCUGUAAUGUUAUUGAUAGAUUGUAUCUCUUCUCAUCUCUGUCUUCAAGAUGUAUCAAUUGCAUUGUUAGGUCUUUUUCUUUUUGGUUGCUUGCAAGCGAAGCUAACCAACAAUGGCGGACCAGUUCAAUGGCCAGUGUUUGGAAUCACUCCCGAGUUCUUCUUUCAUGUUCAUGAUUUGUACGGAUGGGUCACACGGUGUUUGACGAAAAGCCGAGGAACGUUUCCUUACCGAGGAACCUGGUUUAGUGGAUCUUAUGGAGCCAUGACUAGUGUACCUGCAAAUGUUGAAUACAUGCUCAAAACCAAUUUCAAAAACUUCCCUAAAGGAGAGUUUUACAAAGAGAGAUUCCGCGAUUUACUCGAGGACGGUAUCUUUAACGCGGAUGAUGAAUCUUGGAAAGAACAGAGACGGAUUAUUAUAACCGAGAUGCAUUCGACUCGAUUUGUUGAGCAUUCUUUUCAGACGACGAGAGAUUUGGUUCAGAGGAAGCUCUUGAAAGUGAUGGAGAGUUUCUCAAAGUCACAAGAAGCUUUUGAUCUUCAAGAUAUUCUUUUACGGUUAACGUUUGAUAAUGUCUGCAUCGCGGGUCUCGGCGAUGAUCCAGGGACUUUGGAUGAUGAUCUUCCUGAAGUUGCAUUCGCUAAAGCUUUUGAAGAAGCAACAGAGUCUACUCUGUUUCGGUUCAUGCUUCCACCUUUUGUGUGGAAACCGAUGAAGUUUUUCGAUAUAGGGUAUGAGAAAAGGAUGAAGAACGCGGUUGAGACGGUUCACGGGUUUGUCGAUAAAAUGGUCGUGGACCGAAUCAUGAUGCUUAAAGAUGAAGGAACAUUAGUGAAUAACAAAUCUGAUUUUCUCUCGAGGAUAAUCCAGAUCGAAAGUCAUAAAAGAGGCGAUGAAAAUGAUCGAUACACCGUCAAGUUUUUCAGACAGUUCUGCACAAGCUUCAUCUUAGCGGGAAGAGACACGAGUUCCGUCGCGCUUACUUGGUUCUUCUGGUUGAUAACAAAACAUCCGGAAGUCGAAAACAAGAUCCUCUGCGAAAUCAGAGAAAUCUUGAGCCAAAGAGAGGAGAACAAUAGUCUUGAAACCGGAGAAACAAAGACUUGUGUCUUCACAGUCAAGGAACUUAACGAUAUGGUUUAUCUACAAGCUGCAUUGUCAGAAUCUCUUAGACUCUAUCCACCAAUUCCAAUGGAAAUGAAACAAGCGGUAGAAGAAGACGUGUUUCCGGAUGGAACUUUCUUGCGAAAAGGUUCACGGGUUUACUUUGCGAUCUAUGCGAUGGGAAGGAUGGAAUCGAUUUGGGGAAAAGACUGUGAAAUGUAUAAACCAGAGAGAUGGAUACAAGGAGGACAAUAUGUGAGUGAUGAUCAGUUUAAAUACGUCGUCUUCAAUGCCGGUCCAAGGCUUUGUUUAGGGAAAACAUUCGCUUACUUGCAGAUGAAAAUGGUGGCUGCUUCGGUCUUGUUGAAUUACUCAAUCAAGGUUGAUCAAGAUCAUGUUGUUAUUCCGCGAGUUACAACGACUUUGUAUAUGAAACAUGGUCUUAAAGUCAGGAUCAAGCCGAGAUCUCUUGAGGAGAAGAAACAAGAAUCAUGA
Arabis nemorensis is the source of this 1623-nucleotide messenger RNA. The record is from the annotation of a GenBank genome assembly. NCBI's taxonomy places the organism in Eukaryota, Viridiplantae, Streptophyta, Magnoliopsida, Brassicales, Brassicaceae.